This is a messenger RNA of Ostertagia ostertagi, 339 nucleotides long. Lineage: Eukaryota; Metazoa; Nematoda; Chromadorea; Rhabditida; Trichostrongylidae. The record is from the annotation of a GenBank genome assembly.
AUGGCUGCUCGUGAAGGACUUCUGCGACUCUGGGGAAUAACGGCAGAUAGAGUGUUCUUCUUUGGGCGUAAAGCUGCCGAAGCAUCUCUUGAAGAGUUUUCAAAAGAAAACUAUUACUUGAAGGAUCGCUGUAAGCCAAGUACGGAUACUUCUGUGGAAGCUGUGGUUGACACCGAACCGUUGAAUAUAGUCGAAGUGGCAAUGCGUUAUCGCGAGAAAGUACAAUCAGUCGUGGGAUUAAGCUAUACAAAACGAUUGCGGCACAAAUUCUCUCGCGGAUCCUUAGCUAAGAGGUCUUUCCGGUACCUCGUAAAACCGAAAGUGUACACAGUGUGUUAG